AUGGGAAAUGACGGAAUCGAACGGGCAAACGCGCAAAACUCGAUCAAGCGUUUGUGUCGUGACUGGCUGGAUGGAUUCCGCAACCGCGGCCUGCGACGACGAGGCGUCACGGCCGCGGGUUGGUUUGCCUUGCUUUGGGAUGACGGAUUCCAGCCCGGGCAGACUGCCAGCAUGCGACCCGGCCACAAGACGCUUUCCAUUGCCCCAGUCGACAAAGCCGGCCGGGUAUCUGUACCCAUCCUCCGUGCUAAAAUGGCAUAG
Messenger RNA from Ustilaginoidea virens, 261 nucleotides. RefSeq lists its product as uncharacterized. The record is from RefSeq and is a predicted model, not a curated record. Lineage: Eukaryota; Fungi; Ascomycota; Sordariomycetes; Hypocreales; Clavicipitaceae. The transcript has a single exon. The coding region runs from base 1 to 261 and encodes 86 amino acids.